This is a messenger RNA of Selaginella moellendorffii, 1588 nucleotides long. Its product is annotated as triacylglycerol lipase 2. Gene Ontology annotation, molecular function: hydrolase activity, acting on ester bonds. Gene Ontology annotation, biological process: lipid metabolic process. The record is from RefSeq and is a predicted model, not a curated record. NCBI's taxonomy places the organism in Eukaryota, Viridiplantae, Streptophyta, Lycopodiopsida, Selaginellales, Selaginellaceae. The transcript has 8 exons. The coding region runs from base 289 to 1539 and encodes 416 amino acids.
GGAUGAAUGUAUGAUUUGUAAGCAACAGACAUGUAAAAAUAUAUGUAAAAAGGUAAAUACUGUCUGUAUGGGAUAGAAGAUUCCCUGAAAAUCAACACCAAGCAUGAGAUGUAUCAUGUAUUCAAGAAGCCAUUUAGGAAAGCUACCACUAGCGCGUGAGUGAUUGUUGAGAGAUGUAGGCAUAGUGCUCCAAGCUGUGUGAAAAGAAAAGAUCUCCACUCCACUCAAAUGUGGGCGCUGCCUUUUUAGUGCGAUUGCUGCUGAACAGACCCAAAAGCAAAGCCAAAGAUGAAAAUGGUUCUUCCAUUGCUCCUUGCAGCAUGUCUAGCAGUAGCAGCAUCAGCAGCAGCACCUUCUUCUUCAUUCCCAAAUCAUGGGAAGCAAAUCUUAAGAUUUGCCGAAGACAGCUUUUGCUCCACGCUGGUCCUGGUUCAUGGCUAUCCUUGCCAGGAGUUCAAAGUGACAACUCCAGAUGGCUACAUUCUGCGAGUUCAUAGAAUACCACACGGUGUGGCGGGAGUUUCCUCGCCAUCGCCAAAGCCAGUGUUUCUCCAGCACGGUGUUCUUCAGGGAGGAGACGAUUGGGUGUUUUAUCCCCCGCGCAAUUCUUUAGGGUUUGUUCUCGCGGACGAAGGCUUCGAUGUGUGGAUCGGGAAUCUCCGCGGCACGCAUUGGAGUCGCCAGCAUGUCUCGUACUCCUCCGGCGACAAGGCGUACUGGGACUGGACUUGGGACGGGCAUGCGCAGUACGAUCUCCCAGCCAUGCUCAACUUGGUUCAUGAAAACACUGGCUCGGAGCUUUACUAUGUCGGCCAUUCUCAGGGAACGUUGAUUGCUCUGGCAGCUUUCUCGGAGUCCAAGCUAAUGAAUGUCGUCAGGGCGGCGGUGUUACUCAGUCCCAUUGCCUACCUCAAAGGCAUGACUUCCACGCUUUCCAGGCUCGCUGCUCUACUCUACAUGGACCAGAUCUACGACGACGUAGGCCUGUCACAAUUCACUCUUGAAAGUGGAAUUGGUGCGUACCUUCUCAGGAAUUUAUGCUCGCUGGACCCCCGAUGCGCAGACUUGCUGGUCCUCGUGACGGGUAAUUCUUGCAACUUCAUAAAAAGCUUACAUGUUUUCGCUUUCUGGACAGGCCGGAAUUGCUGCUUCAACGCGAGCCUCACUUCUUACUACCGCCAGUUUGAGCCUCAAGGGUCGUCCACGAAAAACUUAGUUCACCUCGCUCAAAUGGUGAGAACCGGUUUGUUUGCAAAGUUCGACUAUGGUAGCAGUCUCGGGAACAUGCGCGCCUACUCGCAAGUGGUUCCUCCGACGUACGAGCCAGCCAACAUUCCCAAGAGCUUUCCAGUUUUCCUCGUGUAUGGAGGCAAGGACACAUUGUCUACGCCACAGGGCGUCCAGGAACUGGCCAAGCGCCUCGUUUGCACGCAGCAAACACUAUUUCUUCCAAACUACGCUCACGCGGAUUUUGUUGUAGGAACCCGAGCAAGGCAAGACGUGUUUGACCCGGUGAUUAAAUUUAUCAAGGCAAACUAAGUAAAGGUGUGGCAAAUCUCUGAUAAAAUCAAGCUUUUUGUUUUUUUGU